AUGACAAGUCGUGCAAUCGGUCCUCUUCUCCACUCCUCUCCAUCAUCGGAGCAUCCCUUUCAUAUCUCAUCAUCAAAUCCUUUCGAAAUAUUAGAAAGUGUACGAGCAGAAUUUAGAAAGAAACGAGCAGGCGGUCGAAAAUUAUUUAAAGGAUUAAAUUAUGAUCUCGACAUUACAUACAUCACCUCAAGAAUUAUUGUCAUGUCCAUUCCGACUGAAGAUUGGUUUAUUGGCUAUUUCCGAAAUGAUGCGACUCUUGUUCAUCAAUUUUUACAAGAAAUGCAUGGAAGCAAUCAUUACAUGAUUUUCAAUUGUUCGGAAUUUCGUUACGAUAAAACAGUAUUUUGUGGAAAUGUAAUUGAUUGGAAUUUUCCAGAUCACUAUAAUCCACCAUUGGAAAUGAUGAUGAGUGGUUGUCGUUGUAUUCAUGAGUGGUUGUUGCGUGAUGAGAACAAUGUAGCACUGAUUCAUUGUGCAGGAGGAAAGGGAAGAAGUGGAACGUUAAUUUGUGCCUAUUUAUUGUAUUGCUCCAUGUUUCAUGAUGCCAUUGAUUCAUUGAAUUAUUUUGCCUUGAAAAGAUUUGAACGGCCUAUCAAUCCAUUUACAUCAUGUCAAAAUGGAGGAAUUAAUUCACCGUCACAAGUUCGAUACAUUUCGUAUAUUCAACAUUUGAAAGAAGUAAAAGUUGAAGAGAGAAGAAGGGCAUAUCAUUCAACAACAGUUCCAAAUUCUCUAUUAUUUAAUGAAACUAUUUUUGGAGAUAAUGAGUUCUUAAGAAUGCAUGGUUACAUACCGUACAAUCGAGUUGUGUCGAUCGAGCAGAUCAACAUUUACAGCUUGUCACCAUCCAUUGUGGAAAGUAUUGAACAAGAUUUAUUUGAGUUGGAAAUUGGACAUUUGUCGAUUCAGAAAAUAGAAAAUCCAACCAUUGAAAAUUCCAUGAGAAGCACACUGAACGUCAAUGAUUGCGAAGUCACAAAAAUAAUGGAUGUUAUCAUUGGAAGUGAAAAUUGUAAUUUGAGAAGAGAAGAAAAUUUCGCCAGCUUUACCAUUCCACAAGCCAUUCCACUUUCAGGCGAUAUUAUUAUCAUUUUUGGAAUUAAACAUUCACAAACUUACAAGAGAAAAGAAAUUGGAAGAAUUGGAAUUCACACUGCAUUUCUCCCUCAAAAUAUUGUCAAACUCUCAAAACUUGAAAUUGAUGGAGUUCACAGAAAGGACAUUGUGAGCCAAGAUUUUAGAGCUGAAAUCAUUUUCAAGAAGGAAGUCUUUUCAAAUCAUGAUGACAACAACAACCACUCAACAUUAAUCGAUCAACAGCGAUCCAUCCUUUCACACACUCUCACAAGAUCAGAGCUCUUCUCAUUCCACGCAUGCAUCACACCUCCCAGCAAUCACUUUGCUUUUAUUUAUUCCCACCAUCAUGCACUUCCUUAUCAUCGAUAUGCAAACAGUGUCAUGCUCGAAAAAGCCCUCCAAGAGAAUCCAAGUCUUUCGCACCAACUUCCUCCUUCCGUACUCUUUUCGAAUCAAUACAUUCAUCCACGGGAUAUGCGUUUGAAAGUGAAAUUGUCGGCUCAACACAAUGAACAAGAUGUGGCCCAAGGCAAGUUUAUUUCUGUCACCAUUACGAUCGGAUAG
Messenger RNA from Naegleria fowleri, 1641 nucleotides. RefSeq lists its product as uncharacterized. Bases 1 to 1641 code for a protein of 546 amino acids. Gene Ontology annotation, cellular component: cytosol. The transcript has 2 exons. Gene Ontology annotation, biological process: dephosphorylation. Gene Ontology annotation, molecular function: phosphatidylinositol-3,4,5-trisphosphate 3-phosphatase activity. NCBI's taxonomy places the organism in Eukaryota, Heterolobosea, Eutetramitea, Acrasida, Naegleriidae. The record is from RefSeq and is a predicted model, not a curated record.